AGGUUAAAAGACGUUACCAAACAAAACAAAAUAAUACUUUCUUAUUACGUUUAGCGCAAUAAAAUGGUUUCCGGUACUCAUUAAAGAAUAAUUAUGAAUAUUCUUUCAUUAACUUAAAUACAUUUGCAACUGAUAAGCUUUUUAAAUUUAGUUACAGUAACUAACUGGUUUUAAUUUAUAAAAUGGAUGAUGAAGUUGACUAUAGAGCUCUAAUCGAAAAACAUCGAGUUGAGACAAUUAAAUGCUUGGACCUUGAUCGGCAGUUUAUAUUCAGCUACUUGCGAAGUUACGCGGUUUUAGAUGAUGAAGAUUGUGAAAUAAUAUUAAAUGCUGGUCCAAGUCGUCAACAAAAAUCUUCUAAAUUUCUUGAUGUCUUGGCUAUGCGUGGUCCAACAGCUUUUCAAUAUUUUCUUCAAGCGCUAGAAAUCGAGCAUGGCCAUCUUUAUGAGAUAUUUACUGGAGAAAAAUCAACAAGAUCACGCUCUGUAUCUAAAAAUUCGGUGCCUUGGACAGUUUUAUCUGAAAAAGCCCUUCUAGAUCAUGAUAGAGACUACCUUCUUAAAGAAAUAACAAAACUUGAAGAGCAGAACCGAAGUCGUGCGUAUAUGUAUUCCAAAACUAUGACAGAAAAAGUAACUUUGGAAAACCAAUUAGAAGAUCUUAAAAAGGAGCUCAAAGAAAAGGAAAAAAAAAUUGAAAUAAUGGAAGAAGAAGCAAAAACUUCCAGUAAAUUAGUUGAAGAACCAUCGCAGUUUCAAGCUUUCCAUUUUACUGAAUUGAUAAAAGACAAUUCAGAAAAAGCAAACGCAAUAAUUGUGUUACAAUCACGUCUACUUUUAAUUACAGAAAGAAACGAGCGUCUUUCCAACCAAAAUGAACAAUUAUUAAAAAAAAAUGAGGAGUUGAUGUGUCAGAUACGUGAUCUUGCAAUAAAAUACGAUUUCAAAAGAAUGGAAUCAAAACGUUUAUCAAAACAAGUAAGUCAAAAUAGUGGUAGUAUAAAGGAAGCUUCUGAUUGCAAGAAAGAAAUCUAUUCACUAAAGUUCAAACUCAUUCAAGCCAACGAAAACACCGAUAUUGCUGAAAAGAAAGUAGAUGAAUUGCAGAAAAUAAUAUCGGAGCUAAAAAUGCAACAAAAGCUUGUUCAAACAGAAAGAUGUAAUGAAGUCAUUAUUAAAGGCCAGGUAUCGGCUAACUGUUUUCGCUAUGAAGAAGAAAUACAUGUUUUAAAACAAAAAAAUGAGGAGUUGAACAAUAAGAUACAAGCAUUAAAACAAAAAAUUAUUCGGCUUGAACAAGAAAUAGAAACGCACAAGGAAGAGAAAAUGUUCUACUUAAAUGAAAGACAACAAGCAGUAUGUGAUCGCGAUCUAAUGCAUGAAGAACUACUUGAGAUACGUAGACAUAACAAAGCGCUUCAAGAUAUGAAAGAAGAAACCAUGCAAAAGCAAAUUAAAAUGUCUUCUCAAUACGAAAAAAAAAACAACGAUCUUAAUUUUGAACUAGAUUGCAUCAGAGAAGAGUUAGCUUCCAAAAUAUCUGAACUAAACUUAUUAAAAUCUAACAAUAUACAUAAAAAGAAUACAUAUAACGAAAAAUGUGAUAAUGAAGUAAAUGAAUAUGAUUCGAAUAGAGAAGAACCUAUAAAUGAUUUGGAUGAGCAGAUUGUGAAUUUACAAAAAUCAUCAAGGGUUAUUUCACAACAUUUGCGUCAAUCUAUUAAUAUUUCAAACAUUGAACCUUCUUUUAAUCUUACUCUAUCUAAUCUUUGUAACCCGGAUGAAAUAUACACAAGAUUGCAGAAUCCAAUAUCUGUUGCUGCUCUAACGCUCACAAAAAUGAAUUUAAAACAUUAUUCAAGAAGUUAUAAAGAAAAUCAAAACUAUUACUUCAUGUGUCAAGAAGAUUCGGAUAGCUCAAGUAAACAAAAAGUAUCAAGAACGUAAAAUAAAAAAAAAAGGAAAAAAGAAAUUAAGAAAUCCAGAUAAUUAUAUUUAUUUACAAUGGAUAAUGUAUAAUAAUAAAAAUAAUAUAGUAAA
Hydra vulgaris (swiftwater hydra) is the source of this 2039-nucleotide messenger RNA. Its product is annotated as caspase recruitment domain-containing protein 11. NCBI's taxonomy places the organism in Eukaryota, Metazoa, Cnidaria, Hydrozoa, Anthoathecata, Hydridae. Gene Ontology annotation, biological process: regulation of apoptotic process. The record is from RefSeq and is a predicted model, not a curated record.